GUCGAGGGAAGGUCAAGGGACCUUCAUGCAGACGUCACCACUCUCUACACCCUCCAUUAAGACAAUAUAUCCCAAGAUUCAUCCCAUUCGCUAUUCACCUUUCAACUCGCAGCAAAAACCUACGAACCAUGAAUUUAUAACUAGUCCAAAACUCGCUUCCCUCUCUAUGGUCCCCUCCCCCCUCCGCAUCCACAUCUCCAUCUGCCACGCAGCAACAACUCAUCAUGCUUGACCCCCCCUCUUCACCGCUGCUGUGGACCCUGUUGCUCCUAGUCACCGCCCUUUGUCUUGCUCUUCUUCUGGUCGUCGCCUACACCUCCUAUACGACAGCCUACUUAGCCGCGCCCCACGAGAUAACCACCUUUCUCGAAGCUGUGGACUCUUCCAUACAGGAGAACGAAGGAUACGAUGGGGACAUCGCAAAGGUCCAGAAGCUAGAGGACAAGCUACGAUUGGGUAGAUUGCUGAGCGAGAUCCGGAAGAGCGGCGAUGAUCUGCGCGAGGAGCUGGACCGCCUCGUCCUGACCGAGGGCUCUCGGACGUUGCGUCCCGGCGCGCGGUUCCUUUGGGCGGGUCAUAGAAGACAAUUAGAAGAGAGGGUACGGCGACUCGACAUGUUGCGCAUGCGAUUCUUAGUUGUUUAUAUGGGUAUCGUCGCAGCCACGGCGGGGGACCGUGCGAAGCAGGCUGAGAGGACAACACCGAAAGAUCCGGAGAAGGCGGCUCUGCAUUUCCAACACCAGAUGCCUACCAGGCCGUUUCUUCCAAAGGGACUGGUCGAUAGCAUCAAGCAGAGACCAGCGCUGAAAAAGUUGACGACGCAGACAACAGCGACGACAGAACAACACAAAGACAAUGAGACCCCGCAUCAACUGUCCCACCACGCGUCCCACCAGACACCGCACAGGACACCGCAUAAACCACCGCCCCAGAUAAACUGGAUGGGCGUCGUGCAGGAGCUACAGCGCUCCCCGCUGAUGCACAGGCGCCACGCCUCGAUAGAGAUGGCGAUGCGAUCAACGCCCCCCGCGUCGCCGCUAAGCACCCCGGUGUCGCUAUCGCCCGAAAUGGACAACGGACGAUUUCGCAACGCCAUAGACCCUAUCCCGGAAGAUAGAGAUAAAGAUGAAGAUGAAGACAAGACCUGAUUUGACUUUUUGAGUUGUUUUUUUAAAAUACUGAGAGCGAUUUUGAGACGACCCCCCCUCCCCCCCUGACGGAACACACAGUACAAAUAGGAGAGCACGGACACAAGCAUGGCAAUCAAUACACACAUCGCUUGAAUAAUACGACGAUGACGACGACGGCAAUGACGAUGUAUAACGAACGAAAGCCUUUUACGACCCUUCGAGAUUUCGGUGAGCCUGUUUACGAGCAUGUACACCUCAUUAUUAUUACUCUAAUUAC
Daldinia caldariorum is the source of this 1407-nucleotide messenger RNA. RefSeq lists its product as uncharacterized. The transcript has a single exon. Lineage: Eukaryota; Fungi; Ascomycota; Sordariomycetes; Xylariales; Hypoxylaceae. The record is from RefSeq and is a predicted model, not a curated record. Bases 225 to 1148 code for a protein of 307 amino acids.